AUGGCGAGGCGCGGGGACGCGAGCGGCGCAGAGGAUCCGGCGGACGCGCAGGGGGCAGCUGAGGGCGAAAUAGGGCGGCGCGCCCAUGCUGAAGACGAGGCAGUCGCUGCGCAAGAAGCGACGGCGGCGGAACCGCAAGCAGCUGGAGAACGCGAGAGGAGGCGGAGCGGGCGGGACGCGGGAGCAAGGGACAGGUGCAGGCGCGGAGGCGGAGCGGAGGCGGGCGGGGGCGCAGACUACGAGCCGCGAGAAGGAGACGGACGAACAGGGACGACGACGGCGCGAGUGGCUGCCGACGCCGCAGGCCUCUCGCGCCGGCGUGAAGCAUCGGGGGCUACCGAGCGGGGGGACGCAGACGGCCUCUCGUCAACAGGGCGGAGUGCUGCGGCGCGACAUGAAAACGAGAGCGGAAGCCUGCACGCGCCUCAGGGUCACGAAGGCGUCACGCCUGGGGCGCCAAGCGGCCCCGCGGCAGACCCUCAAGGCAGCCAGCGCCCGCGAGACCGACAGAACGCAAGCCUCGGUAGCCGCACUGUCUCCGCGGUCUCCCCCUGCGCCGCCUCUUCGUGGGCUGUCUUCCUGCAGCCUCCGUCUGGCCUCCCAGUUUCGGGCUCCACGCCGACCUGCGUGCCUCCGCCUCCGCCGACCGCGCCGCGUCGCGCGUCUGGCGUUCCCUCGCGGUCGCUGUCGUCCUCUGCGUCUCCGCUCUCUGCCUCUUCUGCGGCUUCAGAUGAGUCGGUUUCCCCCCUCUCCUUGGCGGGUGCGCUGGCGGCGUCUCCGCUUGCCUUCGCCGCGACGGCCUGUACGCCCUCUCUCAGCACGUGGUAUGUGCAGCAAAUCAGCGAGCUGGAGCAGCGACUCAAGCAGCAGGACGAGGCGCACCGACGAGAGCUCAUGCAACUCACGAGAAGCUACCAUAUCCAGUUGGCGCUAGCGGCGCGCGGCGCAGCCGGAACGAAGGCGCUCCAGUCCUCCUACUCACGGGCGCCCCCUGCGCAGGCCGGGACUUCGCGUGCGUGUGCGUGUGCGUGCCCUUCACCCGUCCAGCCCCCUCGCCUUCCGGCGGGCUCCCGGCUGCGCCUCGCUGCCUCCCAGCCUUCCGCUUCGCCGGUACCGUCCUCUACUCGGCAGUCUCCGCCUCCCUGCGACCUGUCUGCAACGGCCUCUGCCUCCGCGUCGUCGUGGCUCGCUGCUCCCUCGCCUCCCUUCGCAUCUGCGGGCUCCACAGCUCUCGAGUGGACCGCGGAAGCCUCGCCCCUGGAUCUGCACGCCGGGUGCAGAUCAUCUCGCUGCACUCCCUACCCCAACUCGGCUUUCCCCGCGUCGGCUUGUAUUCGAGGACGCCCGCCCUUGCGGGGCGUGGGCGGGGGCGAGGGAUGUCCAGCCGCUGAGGCAGUUGCAGGUCUAGGCGGAGACGGCGAUGGGGAAGCCGGCGCCGCAGGGCGCUCCUGUCUGCUUCUGGACGCCCUGCUGCGAUGCGCAGAAAGUCCUUCGCUCGAGUGUGGAGACGUGGAAUCGAUGCCCCCGACUGGCGGAGUGUCUCGUCGACGGCGUUCCUCGUCGUUUCCCGCUGUGCCUCAGCUCGUGUUGCCUCGCGGGAUGCUGGUGCCGCUCGCGCGGGCGGCGCUCCGAGCCGCGCACAGGCGCAGAGGCAAUCCUGCGGUCGGCGGUCGGCGCGGGGAGACAGAGAGAGGAGCGGGCGCACGCGAACCAGCAGAAGCAAAAGCGGCCGAGGCAGGCGAACGCCGCGUCUCCAGUCAAGCCGACGAGGCAUCGACGACUCAGAGGGAGGAUCAGGUGCGAGACAGCGGCCGCAGGGAGGCUGAGACGACAAGAAGACCGAGUGCAGAGACGAGGGAGCGAACGACACCGACGAAGGAAAGUCAAGCUGGAGCGACCAAAGGGGCGCUCGAGAGCGGGGGUGUGCGUCUUGUUUGCGGUUCGCCGCCGCGUGGCAGCUGGCACGACAGUUCGGCGCAGUCUGCGCAGGAAAUGGAUCGCGAGGCGGUGAGCGGGGGCGAGGGCCUAGGAGACCUUUCGGCUCGUCCGUGCUGCACACGUUCCUCCACCGACGCAAGCCUCUCUCGCACGUCGACGCUCCGCUUCUCUUCGUCGUCGCUGUCCUCUUCCGUGGCUUCUCCGCUCUCGCCGGGGCGGCUGUCUCUCUCACCCACGUCUCUGCCCUCGCUCCUCGCUUCGGCCGCCGACCCUCGAGCCGCCCUCGCGCCUGCGGGGGGCCCUGCGCCGCCGCCACGCGCCGCCCACGGCGUGCCGCCUGGCGACGGAGACGGGGCGAAGACGGGCGCCGCGGAGGGUCACCGGGGGGGAAAAGAGGGGGCUUCCGAGGAAGACGAGGACAGGAUGCAGACAGAAAAGGCAUGCAGAGAGCAAGGCGAACGUCCAGGGGGAGAGACGGUUUUUUCGGUUACGGCGGUGAAGGAGGAUGACGCAGAAAAGAGAGGCGAAGACGCCGACGGAGAUUCGCGGGAAGGCGACCAACGGAAGAGGGACGCGCGAGCCGGAGAGGGCGAGCUCCAGCUCUCUGGAGGCCGCCGCCAGAGCUCCCUAACGGUUCCGCACGCCGGUGAAGAGGCGGGCACGAAGUUCGCUGGAGACAACGAGAAACGGAACAAGAACGGUCUCCUAGAGCUUGCUCUCACGCUCCAAACUGGAGCUGUCAGCGCGCGCUGUCGCCGGUGCAGCCAAGAGGUCGAGGUGCGUCUCCUCCCGUCGGCUCUCGAGCGAGCCGCGCGCGCCGCUCACAGCCACGGUCUUUCUGCGUUUCCCGCGCACGCCCGCGUCUGCUCGGCGCGCCCCGAACUGAGCCUCAGCUCUUUCGGAGACUCCCGCCGUCCUGCGCGAGCCGUGUCUCCUGGUCGCUCCGCCUCAAACCCGAACAGUCGUCUGUCGCCUCUGCUCGCGAGCCGCAGGUCGCCGCUGCUCCGUGGGGAGCCCUCCGCCGCGUCGCGCUCGUCUUCGGUGCGCUCCUUUUUCUCGUGCGUCUCCACGGAGGAGGUUCCGGCGGGGGGGGUUCGCCUGGCGGCGGAGGGCGCAGUUAGCCCCGCUCCCCGGCUGCCGUCUUCGCCUCCGCUUGUCCCCUCGCGGUCCGCGCGCACUUCAUCCAGCGCCUCGCCGGCCUUUGGCUCUUCCGUCGCGUCUGCACUCCCUCCCUCCGCAGACGCCCCGCCAGCGACGCACGUGUGCGCGCUAUCGCGGCCUUCCUGCGGGUUGCCGCCGUCCCUCCCGCCGUUUUUCCCGCCGCUUCUCGCCGGGGGGGUGAGCGUGGGCGGCGGCGCGCAGAGCCCCGCGAGCGCCGCAGGACGCGCGGAGACUGACGACGCCGCGACCGCAGGCAGCAGCGAGGGUGCCGAGCGCGAAGAGACGACAGCCGCGCCGAGCCGGCCGGCGGACGGCGGCGGACAGCGGGGCGGAAGCGAGAUCGAGCGACGGAGAAGGGAGCGGCGGACCGAGAAGAGCGACAAGGGCGAGAAGGCGCGGCGCUUCUUCCAGCUCCCCAUGUCAGCCUUCCCCAUCACCGGCGUCGCGCAGGCUGUGAGGUCGAGUCCAGAGAGAGAAGAGAAAAAGAAGCCAUGA
Messenger RNA from Besnoitia besnoiti, 3594 nucleotides. RefSeq lists its product as uncharacterized. NCBI's taxonomy places the organism in Eukaryota, Apicomplexa, Conoidasida, Eucoccidiorida, Sarcocystidae. The record is from RefSeq and is a predicted model, not a curated record. The transcript is spliced from 3 exons. The coding region runs from base 1 to 3594 and encodes 1197 amino acids.